AGCCCAUCUUAGGUUUUCGUUUCUCAUUUGGUUUGAAGCGUGUCAUUGUUUAGUGAAGGCCGAAGGGGAGACGCGAAGACUGAAGCGGAGCUAGGGUUGAUUGAACGAACAUAAACGAUUUGAAGGAAAAAGAAAGCAUGCCUUCCCUCCAAACAGCUUUACCUCCCGAACUCGCCAACAAUGUGAUAAGACUCUACCGUGAAUGCCUCAGAAGAGCUCGCUUCAUUGGUCAUCGGUCUUCUACUCAACUUUGGCAGCAACAUAAUACAGAGCUUGUUGUUGAUAUGGUAAGGCAGCAGUUCAAAAAACACAUGCAUGAGACAGAUCCAGAGAAGAUUCAGAAAUUAAAGGAUGAUGCUGCCAGGGGACUUAUAAAUCAUAUUCUGUAUGAAUCUGAGAAGAUGUCUGGUCGCAAAUUUAGCAGUAGCUCUUGAGAUGUUUGUUCAGAAGGGCUAAUGAUCUUGCAUAGUCACUGAUGUAUGUGGUUCACUUUUAGCUGCCCCCUCCCCCCUAUAGUGAUAAAUUCAGAGAUUGGAGUGUGCACGAGGAUAUAUUCUCUCAUUAGUCGCAAAAUGUAGAGGUUUGUGGGUUUUAAGUAUCUAGUUGAUGUCGUUGCUGUUUAUUUGAAACCACUAGCUCAUUGUCAAUAGGCAUUUAUUCUGAAAUACUGUUUGAUAAAUUGUUUAUUAAACAAACGUUUCUUCCAUUUGUGUGAGAGCCAAUCAUUGGGGGAAGCUCCAUUUUAAUGUUUCUCCCCA
Molecule: messenger RNA, 758 nt
Organism: Nelumbo nucifera (sacred lotus)
Lineage: Eukaryota; Viridiplantae; Streptophyta; Magnoliopsida; Proteales; Nelumbonaceae
Product: COMPLEX 1 LYR-like protein
Source: RefSeq, a predicted model, not a curated record